Molecule: messenger RNA, 1650 nt
Organism: Manihot esculenta (cassava)
Lineage: Eukaryota; Viridiplantae; Streptophyta; Magnoliopsida; Malpighiales; Euphorbiaceae
Product: probable WRKY transcription factor 40
Exons: 5
Coding region: 124-1023 (299 amino acids)
Biological process (GO): regulation of DNA-templated transcription
Molecular function (GO): sequence-specific DNA binding; DNA-binding transcription factor activity
Source: RefSeq, a predicted model, not a curated record
UUGUUUUUCUUUCAUUCGCUUGACCAUCUCCAGACUUUACUUCAUUCUUCAGUUCAAUUUCUUUAUUUAUUUGCUUAAUUUCUUGAACGUAUCCACAGAAACAGAAGCUUUCUUUUAAUUCUAAUGGACUCCACUUGGGUGAACACUUCUCUUGACCUCAACAUCAAUCCUCUCAAUGCAACAACUCCGAAGAAAGAAUCCAAAGAAGGAGAUUUCAUUGCUGGGUUUGGAAGGCAACCUGUUAAAGAAGAGAAUAGCGUUUUGGUUGAAGAGUUGGCUCGUAUAAGCACUGAGAACAAGAAGCUAACAGACAUGCUUACUGUUCUCUGCGAAAAUUACAAUUCUUUGCAAAAAAACUUUGUCGAUUUGAUGCGGAAGAAAGCUGAGAAAGAGCUCCUCCCUUCAUCUAGGAAGAGAAAGGCUGAGAGUGAAGAUUAUAGUAAUAUGAUCACAAUCAAUAACAAUGGAACUACAGAAAGCAGCUCUAGUGAUGAACUAGAUUCAACUAAAAAGCCAAAAGAAACCAUCAAAACAAAGAUUUCAAGAGUUCUUCGAACCGAUCCAUCGGAUACAAGCCUAGUCGUGAAGGAUGGAUAUCAAUGGAGGAAAUAUGGCCAAAAAGUUACAAGAGACAACCCUUCUCCUAGGGCUUACUUUAAGUGUUCAUUUGCCCCAAGCUGCCCUGUGAAGAAGAAGGUUCAAAGAAGUGCAGAAGAUCCUUCAAUCUUGAUAGCAACUUAUGAAGGAGAUCAUAACCACACCAACCUUUCACAAACUGAACUGUCUUUAGGCUCGACCAACCGCGGUUCGAUUCCCAUUGCGACACCGUUAAGAGCUUCUGCAGGCACUGCUGCCACUGUAACUCCUGCUAAAAAUGAAGUUGAAGAUACUGAAGCUCCAGCAAUCCAGAAGAUUUUAGCACAACAAAUGGCUUCUUCCUUGACAAGAGAUCCAAAUUUCACAGCAGCACUUGCAGCUGCCAUUUCAGGAAGACUCAACCAGACCCGGAUUGAGAAACUGUGAAGUUAGAAAUAUCUUCAUGAGGAAUUAAGAGUUUAUAUUUGAAUGAAAUUUUCAGGUAGACUUAGUCAACCACGUCACCAUAAAUUGAUUUUUAUCAGCUUAGUAUAUAAACGACGUGGUAAUUAGGUCUAUUAGGAAUUUCUCUUGAAUGUUUACUUUUGUAAGUUAAUCAGAGAGCACUACUGAUGUACAUAGACGACUAAUACCAAUAUAUAUAUAUAUAAACUUCAUAAGCUUUCUUUGAAGGGAGAAUGGAAGGACAAAAAUAAACCUAAAAAAUAUCAACGGGAUAUCUUGAUAAAUCCUUGAAAAAAGGUAAUGGGUUCCUUGAUGAUUAGCCACGUGCCAUUGCCACAUGGCUUUCUUAGCUUAUGUUCUUCUUGUUUAGACCUAAGUGUGAAGCCUCACUCAGGUAUUUCAAGGCUCAGAAUAAAGAUUUUGAAUAAUGUUAUUAGACUCAAAACGAGUUUAGACUCGGUAUGGGAUCUAUAUGGCUUGGAAUGGACAUCAUAUGUUACACUCAAAACCCUUCUAUUUAAAUGUUUAACCAUUCGAUAUAUGAUAAUUAACUGGUCGUUAGUGAUUGGUAAUAUUCUUACAUUUUAAAUUUAUAGUAUCAAAUAUUUC